AUGGGUUUAAUUCUCAUGGCAAGAAUUCAAAUUUCCAAAACAUAUAAGUCAGAGUAAGAUUUCUAUUAUGAGAAAAUAGUGACACCUUUGAGAGCACAAAUGACAGAUGAGUAAUGGGCAAUAGUUGGACCAGUAUUUGAAGAAGAAUUGAAGUUUCCUAAGGUUAAUUUCAUGAUGUACCCUUUUUACUAUGGAAAAGGCAAAACAGCUGAUGAAGCGAUAUAGUAUGAAGAGGAUAACUACUCCUUUCUGGGGUAUCAAGCUGGGGCAAGAAAUGUUAUUGAUCCAAGUCCAUGUAUUAAGAGAGCUCCACUAAGAAGUUAUAUAGGUCUAUUUCCCAAAGAUAACUAUACAGAAAUGAUCGAAAGACAACUUAAAAUCUGGAUGUUUUAGCUAGACUACUCGACUACUGGUAGAUAUGCUUAUGAGAACUAGAUCUACAAUUUCAAUGUUCUUUACUUUGACUCAGAAGAACAGAUGCUCGAAUAUGUUGCACAUCCAGAUUAUGAAAAAGAUUAAUAUAGACCUGGUUUGUGUGCUGGUAUUUCUCACUAUCCAAAACCAAAUGGAGAAGGACAUAGUUUUAAGAUUCAUAUGACUGAUUAGUUGCUAGAUGACAGAAAAACCAUACCUUCUUAAAGUGAUCCUGCUGCAGACAAAUACAAUACUGAAGCUAAGAUAACUGAAUUCUCGAUGUACAAUAAGUACUUCUAUACAUACUUUCACAAUUGGCUAGCAAAUGCAGUUUUGAGAGAAGUGACUGGAAUAUAAGAUGCAACUAUAGUAAGUUUGGUCAUGCAAAUGAAAAUCGGCGAGUCAGAAAUAGACUCAUUUGAUUUUGUCAUCAGUUUCUUGAUGCCUAUCUGCGUUACUCUUAUGUAUAUCAUGCCAAUGUACAGGAUGAUAAUGAGAAUAGUGUCAGAGAAGUAGACUAAGAUUAGAGAGGUGAUGAGAAUGAUGGGACUUUCUGAUUUCAACUAUUGGCUUUCUUGGUUCAUCUUUUAUUCAAUAGUAGUGACUAUAAUUUCUCUGGUUUCAACUGGUAUCAUUUGCUCAAUAUUUAUUCAAUCAUUCUUCACCACUCCAAGAACAGCAUCCAUCAUUAGUAUUUUAAUUUACUUCUUUACGAGUUUUGCUGACUAUGCAGUUAAGAGUAAUUAUCUUGAGGAAUACAGGAAGAUAUUAGCAUCAAUACUACCAACAAUUGCUAUGUCAAGAGCUAUUGAUAGUAUUUCUAGUUUUGAGAAAGCAAAGGUUGGACUCUAAACUAGCAAUAUGGUAGAGGUAUAUAAUAACUACAAAGUAUUAACAUGCUAUUACAUGUUUGGAGUUGGACUGGUUUUAAGUUUUUUGACUGGAAUUUAUUUAACAAAUGUUUUACCUACAACAGCUGAUGGAUUAAGAAAAGAUUGGUACUAUCCAGUCACAAGAAAAUAUUGGUGUGGAACAAGGAAGAAGACCAGAAUGAAUUAAAUUCUCAAUGAAUCAAGUGAUGUGUAUGCAAAGAAUAACUUUGAUAUCAGUGAAUCUAAAGAGCUUGAGAGGAGUAUUAAUAAAUCAGUUGACCUGUAAGACAACCCACUUCCAAACUUCUAAACGAUGAAUGCAAAUGAUCAGUAGAAUAAUAAUGGAUUAUAUCUGGGAUCACACAGAAGUCCUAGAUAAUCAUUAGUUGUAAAUGAUCAAGAAUUUGAGAGUAGAGGUAUGAAUCCUCUGAAUUAUGAGCCUGUUAAUAGUGGGUUCGCUCAUUAGCAAGAAACUCAAUAAAAGAUAUUAAAGAUAUAAAAUCUUCAGAAGACUUAUAAAAAUGGUUUUUCAGCAGUAAAAGGUCUUAACAUCAAAAUGUAUAAUGGCUAAAUUUUUGCGUUGCUAGGCCAUAAUGGUGCUGGUAAGAGCACAACAAUAUCUAUGCUUACUGGAUUAAUUUCAUCUACACUUGGAAAUUGUGAAGUCUUUGGAUAUGAUAUGUUUGAUGACAUAGAUUAUGUAAGAUAAUUUCUAGGAGUCUGCCCUUAGCACGAUAUUUUGUUUGAUCUUCUAACUCCAGAGGAGCACUUAGACAUAUUUUCUGAUUUCAAGGGUGUAUCAUCCUAAACUAAGAAAGAAGAAAUUUAAAAGAUGCUUUUAGACUGUGAUGUUUAUUAACAUAAGGAUAAAGAGGCAAGAAAUCUAUCUGGAGGAAACAAAAGAAAACUAUCUGUUGCAAUAGCAAUGAUUGGUGGCUCUAGACUAGUACUUCUAGAUGAGCCUACAGCUGGAAUGGAUUUAAGUGCUAGAAGAAAAUUAUGGAAUAUGCUAAAGAGCUAUAAGCAAAAUAGAAUUAUUAUUUUGACAACUCAUUAUAUGGAUGAGGCAGAUAUUUUAGGAGAUAGAAUUGGCAUAAUGACAGGGGUAAAGAAAAAUCAGUCGUAAGAUAUUUUGAUAUCACAAUACCUUGAAGAAAAAUUAGGCUAUUGUAAAAAGCUCUCGGAGAUUUCAAGUGAAGUGACUUUUCAAAUUCCAUAGCAGUACUCAGUCAAAUUUAAGGACUUUUUUAAUGAAUUCGAUUAUGAUCUUGAUAAAUUAAACAUAAGAAGUUAUGGAAUCUCUGUUACUACUUUAGAAGAAGUAUUUUUAAAAGUUGGACAUGGUGAUGAUACAGAAGAUAAUAAGCAGGUUAUAGAUGAGCUAAGAAGAUCUAGAUCUAACUUAGAAAAUGAAGCGAAACGGAAUGAUUAUUCUAUUGCUAAUGAUAAAUCAAUGGGUAUAUGCUCAUUGUUCUUUUUGCAUAUUGGUGCUUUAUUUAAGAAGAGGUUUAUUCUUUAUAAAAGAAAUUACAAAAGCCUGAUCAGUGAAAUAUUUGUUCCUGUUGCUCUGGUUAUUCUAGGAUUUGGUUUCUCAAAAAUUCAGUUUUUUAUUAACUCACCUGAGAGAACUUUAUCAUAUGAUGCUUUCCCAGCGCCAUAAAGAUUGGUAGUUAACUCAAAUCUGAUCAGAGCUAGUGGUAAUGAUUUCUCUCCAAAAUAGAUAAUGUAAUCUCUUCCUGGAGGAAGUGACUAAUAUGAAAUCACAUAUAAAGACUACUCUUAAUUGGAUACAACAACAGAAGAUGGUGAAAAGGUAUUUGUAAAGAAAUUUGAUGCAGAUAUUUAUGACUAAAGCAUUUAAUCUCCUAAAGAACCUAUUAGCUAUGGAUCAUACUUUGUCUAUCAAGCUGAUAAAACAAAAAUGCAGUUCAGAAUUGCAUCAUAACUUAACUUAAAAUCUUAGGAUGCCUCAGCUCUUUAUCCUCAAUUCCUCUAUGAGUCAAUUCUAAAACUUGCUUCAAAUAACCCAAACUACAAAUUUGAAGUAUCAACCUAGGCUUUUCCAGUUACAUACAAUCUAAGCAAAAGAAGUGCAUAGGUAAAUGGAAUAUUUAUUGUUUUUGUGAUUUCUAUUGGCUUUGCCUUAAUACCAGCUUCUGUUAUAAGUUUCAUUGUCCAUGAAAGAGAAAAGAAUCUAAAACACAUGCAAAUCAUAAGUGGUAUGAGUUUACCUGCAUACUGGCUUUGCAAUUUCACAUUCGAUAUAAUCAAAUCAUUGAUUCCCUCAGGAAUAGUAGUUGGUCUUAUGUACACUUUUGGAGUUGAUUAUCCUUAAGUUUGGAUUCUUCUAUUAUUGUAUCCAUUUGCCGUCAUUCCUUUUACAUAUGCAACAUCAUUUUUCUUUAAUAAUGAAAACAUGGCUUAAACAGUCACCAUAUUUUUGCAUUUUUUUGGAGGAGGAAUAGGAGCUAUUUUAGUUGGAAUAUUAAGAAUUAUUGAAUCAACAUAUAGCAUUGGAGACUAAUUGAGAUGGGCUUUAAAGAUAUUCCCUUCAUUUUGUCUGACUGAUUCAAUUAUGUACUAGACAGUAAAAUCCCAACUAUUUAUAAAAAGACCUGAGUUAAAUUUAGAAGACUUUGAAUUCUAAGCCGUAGGAGCAAAUGUCUACGUAAUGGGCGGCCACUUCUUUUUUUGGACUAUAGUCUUGAUUAUCAUUGAAUUGAGAAUUUUCAGAUGGAUUCCUAAGAUAUAUGAUAAAAUUAUUGGUUCAAGGCUGAAGCCUAUUUAGAAUUUGGAACUAGAUUCAGAUGUCAUUGAUGAAGAAGAGAGAAUAGAAGAAAGUAAUAGUGGGAGUAUAAGAGUAAGAGUUAAGAAGUUCAGAAAAGUAUAUGCUAGAUUCAUGCAAAAGCCCUUCUUAGCAGUAGAAAGAACUUCCUUUGGUUUAGAUUAUGGAGAAUGUUUUGCACUUUUAGGAGUUAAUGGUGCAGGAAAGACCACUACUUUCAAAAGUUUAACUGGAGAAAUUUAGCCAACAAAUGGUGAAAUAACUAUUAAUGGAAUGGAUAUUGGAAGGGAUUUUGCAAAAAUAAGAAAAUAGAUAGGAUAUUGCCCUCAACAUGAUGCAAUAUUCGAUUAAAUGUCAGUGGAGGAGCACCUCUAAUUCUAUGCUAAAAUAAAAGGAAUAAGAUCUGAUUUAAGAGUGCAACUUAUUGAAUAGCAGAUAGUUGAGAUGAGUUUAUAAGAUCAUAGAAUGAAGCUAGCUGGAACAUUGUCAGGUGGAAAUAAGAGAAAAUUAUCAGUAGCAAUGUGUGUUAUAGGAAAUCCUCCAAUAAUUCUUUUAGAUGAGCCAUCUGCUGGAAUGGACCCAGAAGCCAGAAGAUUUAUGUGGACUGUAGUUUCUAAAAUAUCUUAAUAAAGACAGCAGAGUGCUGUUAUACUUACUACUCAUUCAAUGGAAGAAGCAGAAGCAUUAUCAACUAAAAUGGGAAUAAUGGUCAGAGGAGGUGUUUUUAGAUGCUUCGGUUCUAGUCAGCAUAUCAAGAAUAAAUUUGGAACUGGAUAUGAGAUCGAAGUAAAAGUUAGAAAACUGACAUAAGAAGAUUUAAAUAUGAAGAGAGAAUUAUAUGGACUAUAUAGUUAAGACAGAGUAGAAUUUUCAAGACUUCCUGAGUUAAUGAGAAGCAAAAUGGUGGAUGAAUCUGUAAUAAAUGAACUUGAUGAAAAUGGAUUAGGUUAAGACUUAGUGAAGGAAGCAUAGGAAUAUAUGGGAACAGUAUCUGUUAAGAAUUUCCUCAAUUGGCUCUAUAUUGAAUAAGCCGGAAUAAAUAUUUUAGAUGGAUUGAGCCAGUAUUUUUCAGAAGUUGAAAUUUUAGAACAUUACAAUGACUACUAUAAACUAAGAGUGCCAAGAGAAUCCAAAACUAUAGGAUUUAUAUUUAGUUUCAUUGAGAAUAAGAAGGAUUCUUUCAAGAUUUCUGAGUAUUCUGCCAGUCAGACUACACUCGAGCAAAUAUUUCAGAAAUUCGCCAAUUAGCAAAUAGAUAAUCAUAAGACUAUUAUGAAAUUUAAGAAAUUAGAUGGAAUGCUAACUAAAGUACUGUCACAAAACAACAGAGUCCUUGAGGAAAAAGCUUUAAAUAUAGACAAUCAAGAACUAAGUGAUAAGCUUAUCAGACCCGAAUAAUGA
This is a messenger RNA of Stylonychia lemnae, 5472 nucleotides long. The record is from the annotation of a GenBank genome assembly. NCBI's taxonomy places the organism in Eukaryota, Ciliophora, Spirotrichea, Sporadotrichida, Oxytrichidae.